Molecule: messenger RNA, 4797 nt
Organism: Zophobas morio
Lineage: Eukaryota; Metazoa; Arthropoda; Insecta; Coleoptera; Tenebrionidae
Exons: 3
Coding region: 1-4797 (1598 amino acids)
Biological process (GO): DNA integration
Molecular function (GO): nucleic acid binding
Source: RefSeq, a predicted model, not a curated record
AUGGCGCCCACUUUAGAUCAAUUAAUCGUUAAAAGAACCACGAUCAAGUCAAAAUUUACACGAAUUCAAACUUUUGUUAAUUCAUUCAAUGCAAACUCUAAUAUUCAUUUAUUAAAAACGCGCGUAACAUUAGCCAAUCAAGCAUUUCAAGAAUACAACAGUAUACAGGAUGAAAUCGACUUGUUAUUAGAUAGAUCUGACAAGGCGCUUGUCGAAAAACAUUUAGAAUAUCGCGAAGAAAUCGAAAAUAAAUAUUGCGAAAUAAUAGCUACAAUAGAAUCAAAAACUGAAAGUCGCGACGACGCACAAACGUCUAAUUCAGGUAAUCACGCAACCUUUGCACAUCUUCCUCCAAUCGCACCCAUUAAUAUUAAACCAUUUUCGGGUUGUUAUAAAGAAUGGUUAACAUUCACUAACACGUUCAAGUCAAUUAUCGAAGACAAUUCUUACAAACUAACCGACUGUCAACGGUUCCAGCAUUUAAGAUCGUGUUUAGAAGGUGAAGCAAAAAGGUCAAUCGAACAGUUAGAGGCAUCCGACGAAAAUUAUCAAGAAGCGUGGAAAAUUCUCGAAAGCAGAUUUAAAAACACGCGACUAAUCGUACAGGAUCAUAUUUUAUCCAUAUUAAAACUACCUAGUUUGUCUAAAGCGUCACAUUAUGCAAUUCGCGAACUUUUAGAUACUAUAAUCAGAAAUGUCACAGCCUUAAAACAAUUAGAUAUUAAAAUAGACGAGUGGCACGCGCUAAUCGUCCCAAUCAUAAUCGAAAAAUUAGACUAUGUCACAAUUAGAGACUGGCAAGCUACGUUGGACAAAGAUGUUCCGACCUAUUCAUCGUUAAUCAUAUACUUAGAAAAACGGUAUAGAACGUUAGAAUCAAUCAGUUUAAUUAAUAAUAAAACGAACACGCCUCAAACUUCUAAUGCAAACCAAAAUAUUAACAAAAAACCAAGGGCGGUAGCUCAUGUAGUUACAAACAAAGACAAUUCGGGAAGCAUGAGUAAUUACAUCACUACAUCGCUAUGCAAAAAAUUAGGUUUAAAACAAAAUCCAAUACAUAUAAAUAUCGGCGGUAUCGGAAAAACCAAAUCUAACAUAAAAUAUUCGACGAACGUAGAAAUAAAAUCGCGUUAUGAGAAGUUUUCGGCAAACAUGAAUUGUUUAAUUUUGGAUCAAAUCACUGAAAAUCUGCCGUUAGCGCGAAUAGAUCCAAAACAUCUGGUUAUUCCAAACGAUAAACUAUUAGCAGAUCCUAUGUUUUACGAUCCUGGACCAAUUGAUAUCCUCAUUGGUGCCGGUCUGUUUUGGGAACUUUUGUGUCCAAACGAAAAUUCGCCCGCUGGCGAACUUAAAUUGCAGGCAACUCAGUUAGGUUUUAUUGUCGGAGGAUCCUUGAACGUUCCGCAUUCAGGUAAUCUAAAUACGUCAUCCGGCUUAAGCAUUACCCUAACAUCCGUCUUAGAAAAACAGGUAGAAAAAUUUUGGGAAUUAGAACAAUGCCGAACCGUCUGCACGAGGCUCACUGACGAAGAGCUUAAAUCUGAAAAUCAUUAUAAAUUAACAACGAAUAGGGCAGCUGAUGGCCGUUUUAUAGUUAAAUUACCAUUUGUUAAUAAUCCGCCAAUUCUUGAUUCAAAUCGCAAAAAUGCAUUAAGGCAAUUUUAUAAUCUUGAACGAAAACUUGUAAAAAAACCAGACCUCAAAGCUGAUUAUUCAAAAUUUAUGCGCGAAUAUAAACUAUUAAACCAUAUGGAAGAAGUUCCUCCUAAUGAAAUCGAAAAUCAAAGGGUCACAUAUUUGCCACAUCACGCGGUGUUCAAAGAAUCCACCUCGACCAAAUUGCGGGUAGUAUUUAACGCAUCAUCAAAAACCGAAAGCGGACUUUCCCUCAACGACAAUCUUUUAGCAGGUCCUACAAUACAAGACGAUCUUUUUGCAAUAUUAACACGGUUUCGAACUUUCAAAUACGUUUUAAGUGGCGACAUAACGAAAAUGUACCGCAUGAUACUAAUGCAUCCUGAGCAUACAGACUAUCAACGUAUUUUUUGGAGAGAUAACAUUCAGGAUGAAUUAAAGACUUUUCGGUUAACCACUUUAACGUACGGAACAAAACCGGCUAGUUUUAUUGCGAUCAGGUGCCUGCACGAAUUGGCCUUACAGUUCAAAUCCCAAUAUCCAGAGGCCGCGAAAAUCAUCCAAAGAGAUUUCUACGUCGAUGACCUUCUCACGGGACAUAAUUCGGUGGAGGAACUUAUCGUAAUUCGCGAUCAAAUUAUAGAAAUCUUAAAACAUGGAGGAUUUUCGCUACGGAAAUGGGCCUCCAAUCAUUCUGAGCUAAUUCCUGACACACUUAGUCAUGAACAAAAUUUAAACAUCCGAUUGGACAAAGGCGAAUACACAAAACCUUUAGGAUUGUUGUGGAAUCCUUAUCACGACAUUUUAAAUUAUUCAGUCAGGGAUUUUGAAUAUAAUGUUUCAAAUCAAAUAACAAAACGUGAAAUUUUAUCGAAAACCGCACAAAUAUUCGACCCUUUAGGUUUAAUUGCCCCAGUCAUUGUUACGGCAAAAAUAGUGAUCCAAAGGCUCUGGAUGUUAAAAAUCGGUUGGGACGAGCCUGUUCCCGAAACUAUACAACAAACAUGGCAAAAUCUUUUAAGAACUUUCGGUAGUUUAAAUCAAAUUAACAUUCCACGCAAUAUAAUUCAGAUUAACCGUAUUGCAAUCGAAAUGCAUGGCUUUGGAGAUGCGUCCCAAGUCGCAUACGGGGCAGCGGUUUAUCUCAGGGUUACGGAUUCAUCCGAAAACAGUCAAACUCAUUUAAUAGCAGCCAAAAGCAGAAUCGCACCACUUAAAACAAUCACGUUACCACGACUUGAACUCUCAGCAGCGUUGUUAUUAACUCGCCUAAUGAACGUUGUUUCGCAAGCUUUACAUAUGGAAAUAAAUCGAAAAUAUUUCUGGUCCGACUCCACUAUUGUCUUAGCGUGGAUUAAGGGAACUCCAGCGUCCUACCAAACAUUUGUAGGGAAUCGCAUCUCCGAAAUACAAACACUUAGCCCUAAAGACGGUUGGUAUCACGUCAAAAGUGAAGACAACCCCGCCGAUAUAAUUAGUCGAGGUUGUACACCGGAGAACUUAAAAAAUAACUCCUUAUGGUGGCACGGGCCACACUGGUUAAAUCAAAACUAUUCCGAAUGGCCAAUACAAAAUAUCAAUUUAGAAACCAUAGAAACCCCAGAACGACGUACAAUUUCGUUAUUAUCAUCCGAAACACCAACAGUAGAGCUGCCAAUUUUAACCAAAUUUUCAUCCUAUAAAAAAACAGAAAGAGUGGUCUCAUGGGUACUAAGAUUCAUCAAUAAUUGCAAAAAUCCAAAUUCUAAAAACUUGGCUAACCAUUUAUUAACAGAAGAACUUCAAAAUUCAAAAUUCACUAUCGCACGUCAGUUACAAAAAACAGCUUUUCAAAAUGAAUAUAAUUGUCUUCAACAAAACCAAGCGAUCGACAAAAAAUCACGAUUGCUAAGUCUAAACAUAUUUUUCGAUGAAACAAACCAAUUAAUUCGCGUAGGAGGGCGACUUAAAAAAUCGUCACUAUCUUAUGACAUAAAACAUCCGAUUUUAUUACCUAAAGGUCAUCACAUCACAAAAACUUUGGUUCAGUACGAACAUGAAAAACAAUUGCACGCAGGACUUCAAGGUACAUUAGCUUCUAUUAGACAAAUAUUUUGGAUACCUGCUGCUAGAACCGUUGUCAGAGGUGUGUUACACAAAUGUUUUAAUUGUUUUCGAACAAACCCAAAACCUUUAUUCCCACCAAUGGGUGACUUGCCUAAAUCAAGACUUGAACCUACGCGUCCCUUUUUAGUCAGUGGCGUAGAUUACGCCGGACCUCUGCUAAUUAAGGAAUGUCGUGGUCGUAGCAAGCGUCAUGUCAAGGCGUACAUUUGCCUAUUCGUAUGUUUUUCAACCAAAGCGAUCCAUUUGGAACUUGUAAACGAUCUGACAACCGAAUCAUUUUUAGCAGCCUUUAAUCGACUAGUGGCCAGGCGUGGUCACGUAUAUCAUAUGUAUUCGGACAAUGCUACGAACUUUGUAGGUGCUCGAAAUAAAUUGAAUGAACUAACAGAAUUUUUGAAAUCGCAAUCUUUCAGAAAUGUCAUUCAGAAUCUUGCAAAUAAAGGAAUAAAAUGGCAUUUUAUUCCUCCAAAAUCACCACACAUGGGCGGCCUUUGGGAAGGCAACAUAAAAUCUGUUAAAAAUCAUAUCAAACGUUCAUUGAAUUCAAUGGUUUUAACUUAUGAAGAGCUGUACACCUUUUUAACUCGUGUUGAAGCGAUUUUGAACUCCCGACCAAUUACUCCCCUGAGUAACGACCCCAAUGACCUUCAACCUCUAACCCCUGGUCACUUCCUAAUUGGCGAACCACUCACAGCCAUUGAUGAGCAGGACAUCACGCCACUCAAAGUUAAUCGUUUAUCACAGUGGCAAAAAAUCGAGCGCCUUCGUCAGGACUUUUGGCAUCGCUGGAAAAAAGAGUACCUAACUCAGUACUCCCUUCGAAAUCAAAAAUUCGCUACGCAGCCUGAUGCAAUCGCCGUCAACACCAUGGUCAUCCUGGUUGAAGAAAACACCCCGCCGUUGCAGUGGAGAUUGGGCCGAAUCCUGGACGUCCACCCUGGUACCGACGGCGUCGUUCGCGUGGUGUCCAUAAAAACCAGUGCCGGUGUUGUGAAAAGAGCAGGUGCGCCCCAAAUCAGCGGGCAACGUAGCGGAGUGCAUUUUAGUUUAAGCUAA